AAUUGCUCGAAGCUCGCAGUUGUAUUCAGGCAGUAGUCGCCUAGUAAGUCGGAACGUUUUUUUCAAAGGAACACGUUGCAAAGAAACAUACAAGAGAAGGAACGCGAUAUAUAAUAUAAUAGAUAAAGAAGAAAGAUAGCGUGAAUCUCAGCGUGUUUAUAAGCGUUAGAGAAUUACGAAGAGGUUACCAUCCACCGAAAGAGAAAGAGAAGAGAGAGAGAAAGAGUGGGAGAGAGAGAGAAAGAAAGAAAGAAAAAAAGAGAGAGAUAAAGAUAGAGAAAAAGAGAGAGAGAGAAAGAAAGAGAGAAAGAAAGAAAGAAAGAUAGAACUUAUUCGAGCUGCAUAAAAAUUUGCGUUUCUCGUGGCAAAUAAAAAUCCGAUAUAAGUUUUUCGUAGGAAAAGUUAUCUAGAAAGGAGUCACGGUGAUAGUGAGCAACACGCCCUGAUCGGAUACGAGCGACGAGUGCUCGUCGAGAGUAUAUAAAAAAAAAAGAAGUUGAGAAAGAGGAGAACGACGACAUUCUUGCGACGGUUCACGAUCGUUGAGGAAGAAAGAAGUACUAACAUUCUACGAGACAUAACGACAAAGCUGGUGUACCCUUCGUUAGGGCAAUCCAUCUGUCUCGACGCUCAACGUCGCUGCGACUCAUAUUUUCACGCUAGAAGGCGGCCGUCCAGCAGGGCGAUACCAUUUUAUAUGACUUUUCUUCGACGACAAGAAACAUCCAGGAUAUCAUCCAGAGAGAAAGGAUCGGUGUACAGGAAAGGCGGCGGUAGUAGGACAUCGUCCAAACGGUUUACAAACGGCAGCACCAUCUCGUUCGUUCGGUGCAAUCCUUUGGUAGGAUCAAGCGGUGAAUCGAUCGCACCAACCUGGUUCCCAGGGAUUCUUAGAGGCACGAGAAACGGACAGGCAGCGUGUAUGAUCAUUGAAGAAUAUCCCCCUCUGCCCAUCAAACCGAGGCAAAAUCCGCAUCAAGAUAUCACCCAACGAUUUUUAAAUCAUCUGGUCCUGCCUAAACACAGGACCUCAAAAUUUUCCAGUAAUAGGCAUCGGAAGCUACAACCGUUCAGAGAAACGUGACUAUUGUCAGCGGGUAGAGCGGCAUACCUUACCGCGGACAACGAAAACCAUCCUGACUCGACACGUUACGAGCUACCAUCGGGUAGCAAUUGCUUGGCAACGUCGCUACACAGCAAUCAAACUGCCGCUGGGAAACGUGAGAAGGAGGAGAUCUAGAAGAA
Vespa mandarinia (Asian giant hornet) is the source of this 1245-nucleotide messenger RNA. RefSeq lists its product as uncharacterized. The record is from RefSeq and is a predicted model, not a curated record. Lineage: Eukaryota; Metazoa; Arthropoda; Insecta; Hymenoptera; Vespidae.